UGUGAAGCGGUUAAAAAGACAAACUUGAAGUUUGUUGACUGAUGUGUUCUGCGGCCGCAAGUUUAACUCCGCAGCCAACAUUUUCUAUUUCUCCCCAAAUUCAAUCAUCAUUCCUCAUUUAAUCAUCGUCCUUCCGGAAAUUCAUACCCAAAUUAAAGUUACUGAUUUUGUUGAUUGAUUUUAACGAUGUGGUACCCAAGAUCAAAACUAUUGAGGAAUUCACUUCAUUGCAAUUGUUGGGUUACCUUCAGGUCUUGCAAUAAGUGGGUAUCAAAGACUUGGAAACCUCCCUGAGUUGGAUACACAUUGGGGCAUCUGAUUCGAUCGACUUUACAACAUGCGUGUUGGUUCAUUAGAUCUACCUGGAGAUCAUAAAAGUAUGUUGCUUUCGUCUUCCAUGUUAACUGUUCUGCAAACGAAUAAAUGAGUGUAUCCCGCUCAUAGGAACUAUGAUCAGGGUCUGGGGAGGAAAGAAAGGCGGCAAUUCAUAUCCAUAAAGGAGGGUGCAGCCAAAGAGUCCCUCAGCUCGAGAAAGAUGCACAAAGUCCUUUAAAUUUGUUAGCAUAUACUUCUAUUGUUUUCAUUAUUUGGGCUUCCGAGCUUAGAAUGGACGGAAUAAUUAUCCAAUGUACACAUUGUAGGUUAGAGCAUUUUAUAACCAAGAGAACUAAUUAUCUUUAUUGCUUGAGAUGCCAUUCCCUAAUUCCUACACAAACAAAAUUUUUGAAGAACACAAGUCAGAAACAUACUCAGUUGCAAAACAUCAAGAAUUCAAGUCUAACCAAUUGCACGUUCGAAAAUAGCAGCCUCUACGGCAUUUCUGGGUCAUCUGAAUACAAGUCGUACCCUAGAGGCAUCUCUGUAGUUAGGCCAAAAACUACUUUUGCAUUUUUGAAUGCAUGCCCAAGAGGCAUCUCUGCGGCUAGGCCAGGGAAGCGAGCACUUAUAUGUGGCGUGAGCUAUAAGAAUCAAAAAUACAAGCUGAAAGGAACUCUUACGGAUGUCUAUAAUAUAAAGCAACUUCUUACAAAUCGAUAUCAUUUUCCGGAGCAGGCAAUUAGAGUCCUUACAGAGGAGAAUGACCCAGAUCGAGUUCCGACCAAAGCAAAUAUGGAAGAAGGAUUGAGAUGGCUUGUUGACGGAUGCAAAUCAGGGGAUUCACUGGUGUUUUACUUUUCUGGACAUGGGUUCCGCCAGCAUGAUUUGAAUAAUGAUGAACUUGAUGGUUUUGAUGAAACGUUGUGUCCUGUUGAUUUCAAGACCGAAGGAAUGAUCAUCGAUAAUGAUAUUAACACCAUGAUAGUUAAGCCUCUGAUAAAGGGCGUUAGACUUCAUGCAAUCAUCGAUGCUUGUUAUAGUGGAACCAUCCUCGAUCUUGAAUACUUGUACAGCCUGAAAGAGAGGAAAUGGUUGGACAACAGACCUCCUUCCGGUGCAAGGAAGUGUACAGGGGGUGGUCGUGCCAUCUGUUUUAGUGCUUGUCGUGAUGAUGAACAGGCCACUGACAGCAAUGUUUUUACACACAAGGGCAUGAGUGGCGUGAUGACACAUUGUUUCAUCCAAACCAUUCUGAACAAACCAAAGUUGACGUACUUUGAACUAUUAAACUCGGUUCGAGAGACCAUUCUGAAGACCUCUCCAUCAAAAUGCAUCAGUUCUAAGAUCAUUGAUAAGUUGUUAAAACGUAAAAUAUCACAGGAGCCGCAACUAUCUUCUUCCGAAGUGUUUGAUAUUGAAAAUACAACGUUCCUUUUGUGAUCAACUCAAUAACAAAGUAAGCUUUGGUCAAUUUUUUACAUGGCUGGAAAUUCUGCUGAUUAGAAAUGUUGUGUAUUAUACUUUAUUAUUUGGAAUAUGUCUACUUUUAUCGUCUAUUUUGUCGAUAAAUAUUCGUUGUAUCAUGUCGAAGUUACCCACUAAUCAUUCAUUAAUCCUACUUAGUUGUUUGAACAACUUGCCAAUCCUUACUUUCCCUCUCUCCUUCGAAUGACUUAUGAAACUACAUUGUUCUAAUUGUAUUUGGCCAAAGAUUCAUAGCUCUUUGGUUUUGUAAUAUAAUCACUAGUGGAAAAAAG
Messenger RNA from Amaranthus tricolor (Joseph's coat), 2075 nucleotides. Its product is annotated as metacaspase-1-like. Lineage: Eukaryota; Viridiplantae; Streptophyta; Magnoliopsida; Caryophyllales; Amaranthaceae. The record is from RefSeq and is a predicted model, not a curated record. Gene Ontology annotation, biological process: proteolysis. The transcript has 7 exons. Gene Ontology annotation, molecular function: cysteine-type endopeptidase activity. Bases 607 to 1758 code for a protein of 383 amino acids.